AUGGAGUUGUCACAAGACUUGCCUAGUUCUAGCCAUUCAACUGGAUUAGGCAUCAGGGGAUCUCUUCGUGAAUUGUUCAUCAAACUAAUCGAAUACCUUGGCAUUGAAUGGGAAAUAAAAAGCUCACAAAGCCAGGCACAAGCACUAGAAUGGUUUCUAAUUGUGCAUAUGGGAAGUUACUACUAUUCUGGGUGGCCUCUUGCCACCAACGUGGCUCAGUGCAUCUCUGCACCAAACAGUGAUCAAUCAUCCCCUUUUUCAGUUCCAACAGCUCAAACACUCCCUCUUGCUUCUGACCCUGCCUCUCUUCAGUUUAGUGAGUUCCCUUUGUGGCCCGCAACCAUUGCAGAAGAUAGAGCUGCAAGUGCUUCAAAGAGUCACAGUCAAGCAGAGAAAAGGCGCAGGGACAGGAUCAAUGCACAGCUUGCAACUCUCAGAAAACUCAUUCCCAAGUCUGAUAAGAUGGACAAAGCAGCAUUACUAGGGAGUGUCGUAGACCAUGUGAAAGAUCUAAAGCGAAAAGCCAUAGAUGUGAGCAAAGCCAUCACUGUUCCAACUGAAACUGAUGAAGUAACAAUUGACUUCCACCAAGCUCAGGAUGAAAGCUACACAAAAGUGAAUAUAUUCAAGGAAAACAUCAUAAUCAAAGCUUCUGUUUGCUGUGAUGAUCGACCAGAAGUGUUCCCUGAGCUCAUCCAAGUCCUCAAAGGGUUGAGACUCACAGCAGUUAAGGCUGACAUAGCCAGUGUGGGUGGCAGAAUCAAAAGCAUAUUGGUUCUUUGCACAAAGGAUAGUGAAGAGAGUAGUGUUUGCCUUAGCACCCUCAAACAAUCACUUAAAUCAGCUGUGAACAAAAUUGCUUCCUUAUCUGUGGCAACUAAUUGUCCCACCAGAAGUAAGAGGCAGAGGUUCUUCUUGCCUUCUCAUUACGGACAAUCAUAA
Molecule: messenger RNA, 942 nt
Organism: Sphenostylis stenocarpa
Lineage: Eukaryota; Viridiplantae; Streptophyta; Magnoliopsida; Fabales; Fabaceae
Source: the annotation of a GenBank genome assembly